Messenger RNA from Ctenocephalides felis (cat flea), 1737 nucleotides. RefSeq names its product atlastin-like. Gene Ontology annotation, molecular function: GTPase activity; GTP binding. Lineage: Eukaryota; Metazoa; Arthropoda; Insecta; Siphonaptera; Pulicidae. The record is from RefSeq and is a predicted model, not a curated record. Gene Ontology annotation, biological process: protein homooligomerization; endoplasmic reticulum organization.
AAACGUAAUCAUUACACGUUAUAAAGUGCACGUUGGAGAAAGUUGUCCCCAUGUUGUCAAGUUAAUCAUAAAAUUAUCCAUUAACAAUUUUUUUGAUAAUAAAAUAUACACGUAGGUAAUAGGUUUUGUGCGAACCAUUCUUUCAUUGACGUAUGUGAUCAGUUUAAUACGUAGUUGUAAAAUAUUCGUAAAAUGGUUGUACAACAACAAAAUAGUAGCAGAAAAGAAUUUUACGAAGACGAAGUUUCCGAAGGACCAGACAUGGGUCACCCCGUGCAGAUUGUGAGGACCUUAUCAGAUCACACCUUCGAACUAGAUGAGGCGGCCCUUUCCGAAAUUUUGAACCGCCCUGAACUCAAGGACAGGGCAGCCGUGGUCGUGAGCGUGGCUGGUGCCUUUAGGAAAGGAAAAAGUUUUCUACUGGAUUUCUUUUUGCGGUACAUGAACUCUAAGUAUGUGAACCGAGAAUCAUCAGGAGAUUGGUUAGGAGCUGAAGAUGCGCCCCUCAGCGGUUUCUCAUGGCGCGGGGGCUCCGAAAGAGACACUACAGGGAUCUUGAUGUGGUCUGAACCAUUUUUGCAUGAAUCGGCCAAUGGACAAAAACUAGCUGUACUACUUCUGGAUACCCAGGGGACCUUCGACAGUGAGAGCACAGUCAAAGACUGCGCCACCGUAUUUGCUUUGAGCACAAUGUUGAGUUCUGUACAGAUAUACAAUUUAACACAAAAUAUACAAGAAGAUGAUUUGCAACAUUUGCACCUUUUCACGGAAUAUGGCAGAUUGGCAUUGGCUGAUUCGGGACAGAAGCCCUUCCAGAGAUUGCAAUUCCUGGUUCGGGACUGGAGCUUUCCCUACGAGGAACAAUAUGGUGCUGUGGGUGGACAGAAUUUGCUACAGAGGCGGAUGAAAAUAUCAGAAAGACAGCACCCAGAACUACAAUCUCUACGCAAGCAUAUAGCUUCCUGCUUCACUGAAGUGGCCUGUUUUCUGAUGCCUCAUCCUGGUUUAACUGUGGCCACAAAUCCGAAUUUUGAUGGUCGACUUACAGAUAUAACGCCCGAAUUUAAAGACUCUCUAAAAGUAUUCAUACCGAUGCUAUUGGCUCCCGAAAACUUAAUUGCAAAACGUAUAAAUGGCGUACCAGUCAAAUGUAGAGAUCUGGUGCAGUAUUUCAAAGCAUAUAUGUCAAUUUAUAAAGGAAAUGAGCUUCCCGAGCCUAAGAGCAUGCUUGUGGCUACUGCGGAAGCGAAUAAUCUAUCAGCUGUAGCUGAGGCUAAAGACAUGUACACACAAUUAAUGGAAGACAUCUGUGGAGGCAGCAAACCAUAUUUAAGUACUGCACAUUUGGAAUCUGAGCAUUUGAGAAUAAGAGAUAAAGCAGUUGGUACAUUCAUACAAAAAAGGAAAAUGGGUGGCUCUGCCUUCUCAGAAAACUAUAGAAUUAAAUUGGAAGCGGAUUUGGAUGAAGCAUUUGAACAAUUCAAAGGACAUAAUGAUAGCAAAAAUAUAUUUAAGGCAGCUAGAACUCCUGCAGUAUUUUUUGCACUGCUCAUUCUUAUGUAUGUUCUAAGUGGAGUCUUUGGAUUGGUUGGUUUGUAUGCAAUUUCCAAUAUCUGCAAUUUUGCAAUGGGUGUCGCACUUCUGACUUUGGUUCUAUGGGCAUAUAUUAGAUAUAGUGGAGAACUUACAGAUAUUGGUGUCACUAUCGAUGAAAUUGCAAAUAUGAUAUGGAUAAAU